Messenger RNA from Carlito syrichta (Philippine tarsier), 1131 nucleotides. Its product is annotated as olfactory receptor 52J3-like. Gene Ontology annotation, biological process: G protein-coupled receptor signaling pathway. The record is from RefSeq and is a predicted model, not a curated record. Lineage: Eukaryota; Metazoa; Chordata; Mammalia; Primates; Tarsiidae. Gene Ontology annotation, cellular component: membrane. Gene Ontology annotation, molecular function: G protein-coupled receptor activity; olfactory receptor activity.
AUGAAUAUUCCUCAGGAGUGGCAACAGUCAUUUGGAAGGAUAUUUUAUUAUAACAGGAGCUUUUUUCACCCAGCAACAUUUUUCCUUGUUGGAAUCCCAGGUCUGGAAGACAUCCAUGUCUGGAUCUCCCUGCCUUUCUUCUCUGUUUAUCUUGUGGCUUUGUUGGGCAAUGUCACCAUUCUGCUAGUCAUCAAGGCAGAGCAGACCCUCCGGGAGCUCAUGUUCUAUUUCUUGACCAUUCUUUCAACAAUUGAUUUGGCUCUUUCUACAACCUCUGUGCCCCGCAUGCUGGGUAUCUUCUAGUUUGAUGCUCAUGAGAUUAACUUUGGAACUUGUGUGGCGAUGUUUCUGAUCCAUGCUUUUACUGGCAUGGAGGCUGAGGUGUUAUUGGCCAUGGCCUUUGACUGUUAUGUGGCAAUCUGUGCUCCACUCCACUACACGACUAUUUUGACAUCCCGGGUCCUGGAAGGCAUUAGCGGGUGCACUGUAAUUCGUCCAGUUUUGCUUACACUUCCCAUGAUCUAUCUUAUCUACCACUUACCAUUUUGUCAGGCUCAUAUCAUAGCCCAUUCCUACUGUGAGCACAUGGGCAUUGCAAAAUUGUCCUGUGGAAACAUCCGUAUCAAUGCUAUCUAUGGGGUUUUUGUAGUUUCUUUCUUUGUCUUGAACCUGGUCCUUAUUGGCAUCUCAUAUGUUUAUAUUCUCCAUGCUGUUUUUAGCCUUCCAUCUCAGGAUGCUUUCUUGAAAGCUCUAAGCACGUGUGGCUCUCAUGUUGCAGUCAUCUGUGUUUUCUAUAUACCCUCUGUCUUUUCUUUCCUUACUCACUGGUUUGGACACAACAUACCACGCUUUAUCCACAUUCUUAUUGUCAAUCUUUAUUUGGUUAUCCCACCUUCUCUCAACCCCAUCAUUUAUGGUGUGAGAACAAAACAGAUAUGAGAGCAAGUGCUCCAUGUGUUUAACAAAAAAAUGAGACUGUUACUGUGUUCUUUUACUAAGGAUUUUGAUUCUUCUAGGAAGACUCAAGUCUCAUAUAUUCUUGCUUUAGGAAAAACUCGUGGUCCUUAUCUUAUUUUUGUCAAUUUCCAAUACAAACUGCUUUAUUCCUGGCUGCUGAUGAAUGGAGCUUAA